This is a messenger RNA of Pochonia chlamydosporia 170, 1392 nucleotides long. RefSeq names its product ankyrin repeat protein. The transcript has a single exon. The record is from RefSeq and is a predicted model, not a curated record. Gene Ontology annotation, molecular function: protein binding. NCBI's taxonomy places the organism in Eukaryota, Fungi, Ascomycota, Sordariomycetes, Hypocreales, Clavicipitaceae. The coding region runs from base 1 to 1392 and encodes 463 amino acids.
AUGGAGCUCUCUUAUCACGAGAGCAUAGGGCCGUCCUUGCAGCUCCGGACACUAAGGAGAGUUCCCGACACUGCGCAAUGCAUUAAUUAUGCAUUAGGUGGAAACAUUGACGGGCUGAAGUUCCUAUUUAGUGAAGGGUUGGCAUCGCCUCGAGACAUCAGUGCCACACGUGGCUAUUCCCUUCUCCGAUGGGCCUUGUAUGGCAAACAAUACAAGACGUGCAACUUCUUGACACAAGCCAACGCAGAUAUUGACCAUAAGCCGCUGGCUGCAUUUGAUAAUAGCCCGCGUAUUAAGGCAUGUCACUUCCUGUUAGAGGGUAACCUGUCGGAGGUCGCUGAGGACGCUCUUCGUGCCAUUACCAAAGGUAGUGAAUAUCUGGAUGAUUUUAUUGAGGAAUCAAACUUCACCCAAACUCAUCGAAUCGUCCUCGGCCUUUCAAGUAGUGAUUUAGGCCAAGAGCUACUGUCACAUUCCUAUGAAAUCAACGCGCAAGAUGCAAUGGGACGUACAGCUCUGGCAUGGGCAGCUGCGAGGGGGGAUGGCCAUUCCAUUGUGACCUUACUGAGAUACGGCGCUGAUCCGGAUAUUAUGGAUUCCCAAAUAUCUGGUCCGCUGUCAAAUGCAGCAGCUCAAGGUCAUACAGCAUGUGUACAGCUCCUUCUGGAUGCCGGAGCAUCCCCGAAUCUCCCGUUUCCUCCUGGGAUCAAAAAGGGGGGCCCUUUGAACGUCGCCGCCCGAAGAUCUGAUGACCCUGUUCUCGUCAAAGUUCUUUUGGAUUUCGGGGCUGAGGUUGACCAGGCGGGAGUAGAUGGCAAGACUGCCCUCUUUCAUGCAGCGCAGAAUAAUGAUGCUACUCUGGCAAUACUUCUUCUCGAGCAUGGCGCAGAAAUCAACACAGCGACAGAGACAGGAGACACCCCUUUAACCACUGCAAUCACAUACAACAGCCACCAUGUGCUAAGGCUCUUCCUCGAACGUUGGCAAGAUUAUUCCGUGUGUCCUCGGUUGAAAGGACCAAAUCUUCUCAACGUUACGGCCCUGUACGCCGACUUGGAAACCAUUCGCAUCCUGGCAAACACGAAUCACUUCCGCAUUAAGUAUGACGAGAAAUAUAUAUCAGAUGAUUUCGGGAAAGUUAUGCGCCAACGCCAAGACGCGACAGAAAAGUUAACAGAGGCGUUUGACGAAUUGCUAAGCAUCUUUGAGCAUGCAGCACAAAGAUGGCGAGGGGCCGAGAGUUUACUGGAAGCGGGACAGUGGCCUUGCUUCAUCUCUCGCUCAAAUACGUGGGAAACGGCACCUAAUAGCCCAAGGUACAGUGAUCAAGGAUCAGAUGACCAAUUUUAUGAUGCACGAGAUCUACCGAACACCGAGAGGCCGGUCAUGUAG